AAAGCGCAGCCCCGAGGCGACGGCGGAAAGCAGCCCGUGGUUCAGCUUUUCUUCUGAUAACAUGCCGCAUUCUGUGCAAUGAGGAAAGGCCGGCCACAAAGAGCCCUGCCUAGAAAGAAGCAAAUGUCUCCAUCUCGCACUCAGAGUCCAAUGUCUACUGUAAGUUCAAGCAGCAGGUCACCUUCUCCGCUUAGCAGAAAAGGAACUCCAGCGACUUAUUUAACAACAGGACAGAGGUAUCAAGGGGAUGCAGCUGAAGAAAGUGAUGCAGAAAUUCCCUUUGAAUCUCCAGUUGGACAAGGUGGCAAUUGUAUCAGUCCAGGUAUCAGGUACAUAACAGAAACUCUUAUCAAGAAGCUGUCCAGACAGGAAAAUGUGGCACGCGUAACUGCUUUGAAUCUUUCCCUUGCUAAAGAUGGAGGAAAGAAGUUUAAGUACAUAGAAAAUCUGGAGAAGUGUGAUAAACUAGAGGUUCUUAAUCUCAGUCACAAUCUGAUUGAGAAGAUUGAAAAAUUGGACAAACUUUUGAAGUUAUGUGACCUCAAUUUGUCCUACAACAAAAUAAGUAAAAUAGAAGGGAUUGAACACUUACACAAUUUGCAGAAACUAAAUCUUGCUGGGAAUGAGAUUGAACAUAUCCCUGUGUGGUUGGGGAAAAAACUCAGGUCUCUGCGUAGCUUGAAUUUGAGAAAAAACAAAAUAUCAUCAUUCCAUGAAGUAGCGAAACUGAAACCUCUUAAAGAUUUGACUUCUCUGUUCCUGGCAGACAAUCCUGUUGCAAACCUGCCUCAUUAUCGUCUCUAUACCAUAUUCCAUUUGAGAUCAUUGGAAGAUCUUGAGGGGCAGCCGGUGACAAACUGUGACAGGGAAGAGGCCCUCGAAAGGUUUAAUUUAGAAGAGAUAGAAAAUCUAGAGAAGGACUUAGAGAAAAUGAUGAAAGAGGUGGAUGACCUUAAAAACAAACAAUCUGAUCUGCUUGAAAAGCUACAGCAACAAGAUGACAUAAACAAAUCAUUAAAACAAAAACAUCUGCAGCAGAAACAAAGCUAUAAAGACCUGGAGAGUGAGCUGGAAACCAAAAAUGAAUUGUUUUCUCUUCUGCUACCUAUUGGAACCUUGCUGCAUGUUCCUCUUCAGCUGAAGCAGAAGACGGUGGAAUUAACCAGAGCCUGCCAGAAACAAUAUGAGUUGGAACAAGAACUGGCUUUCUAUAAGAUCGAUGCCAAGUUUGAGCCAUUGGGUUAUUAUCCAGCAGAGGAUGUUGACCUUGAUGAUGUGCCAGGUGAAAGCGCUUAUAUUGGGAAGGCCAGGUACAAAAGGAACAUGUUUGCCAUGGAAGGUUACAUCGCUGCAAAGGCUCAGAAGUUGCAAGUCGGAAGCCUGGAACAGGAGGCGCAACACAAAAUUCAGCAGCUUAAGCUGAAUCUUCUUCAGUCGCUCGAUGUACAGCUAGAGGAAAAAGGGAGAAAGAUUAAAGGAGCUGAAGAAAAAUUGGCUGAAUUGCAUAGUGAAGUGGCAAAUGCGGAGCAACAUGUUUUAAAAGCAACAGAAGAGCUUAAACAACUCCAAGAGGCUGCAGCUCAGAAAAAGAUGACAGAAGGGGAGAAGGAUUGUCUCAGGCAACAGCUUAGCGACAAGAUACUUCUCCUAAGUCGGCUGCAAGAGGAAGCUCUAGGACUAGAGAACCAGAUGGAAAGACAAAGACAAGAAAUGGCCAAAAAAGAGAAGGAGUUAGAAGACCUGCAGGGUUUUAUAGAUUCGUUGGACCCUAAAGACCCAAGACAUGCUCAUAUGAAGGCUCAGAAAUCAAGCAAGGAGCAGCAACUUGACAUGAUGAACAAGCAUUACAAACAGCUGGAAACCCGCCUGGACGACAUGCUGUCUCGGAUUGCAAAGGAAACGGAGGAAAUCAGAGACCUGGAGCAGCAGCUCACAGAUGGUCAAAUAGCAGCAAAUGAUGCACUGAAGAAAGACCUGGAAGCAAUUAUCAUUGGGCUACAGGAAUAUCUGGAAAGCGUUAAGGGUCAGGCCAAACAAACCAGUGACGAAUGCAAGGAGUUGCGGAAAGACAAGGAGGCUUUGCUGCAAAGGCUGGGAGAAUUGGAGGAAGAAAAAAAUCAGCUGGAAAUAGUUGCCAUGGAUGCAGAAAACAUGAGAAAAGAAAUUACAGACCUUGAACAUGCGCUGCAAGAACAACGGGAACUCAAUGAGGAACUGCAGGAGGCCCAAGGAGAACUUGGUGCUUACGAAGCUGAGCUGGAGGCUGAGCUGAAGGCCCGAGACAUGGAAACCAAUCAGCAUAAAGAAGAACUAGAAAGGCUGAAAGAACUUAGUCAGCUGGAACACUCUGCUCUCCAAGCUGAACUUGACAAAGAAAGACAGGCCUUGGAAAAUGCUUUGACCAAAGCACAAUUAUUGGAAGAAAAGGAACAGGACAAUAAUAAACUGCUUUCCCAACUCAAACAACUGCAGAGAGACAAUAACAUUUUGAAACAACAGCUUAAAGAUACUAAAAAUCAACUGGAUCACGCAGUUGAUAGCUUAAUUCAUCCCGAGGAAGUCUCGGCUCGUGUGAAUGAACUCAAAAAAAAGCUACAGACUGGGGCAGAAAUCAGGUGCCAGAACUCAAAGGAUAUUUUAGGGGAAAGCCUUGCAGACCUGCAGAAAAGGUUUGGCAAGAUCCUUGCUCGUUCGCAGCAAGAGAACGAGGCAGCCCAGGCCAGAGAGAGAGAACUCCAGAAGGAGAUGGCAACUCAGCAAGCUAAGCUGGAAGAGGCACAAGAAAAAUACAGAGCAGCCUGCAACAAAACUGCAGAAGCCAAAAUUAAAUCUGAGAAGAGGCAAAAUGAAGCCAGAGUCCGGCAGUUAGAGAAUGAAAUCCAGCAUCUUAGUGAAAAGCUGAAGAGUAUGGAAGAAAUCCAGGGGCUCACAGAUCAACAGCUCCAAGAAGCUGAUGAGGAGAAAGAGAGAAUAAUUGCUCAGCUGGAAGAUCUGGAGAAUAGGAAAAACGUGGAAGAUGCCAGAGCACAAAUGCAAUUCCUCGGCAUCGAUAAAGAGCUGAAGGAAUUAAAGAGAGCAAUAUCAGCUUCCGAUAAACAGGCAACAGCAGAGCUCUGUGCAGCCAAAGAUCAGCUCAAGUCACUUCAUGGGACUGUAUACAAAAUUAAUCAAGAACGCAAUGAGGAACUUGCAGAAGCAGAGAAGUUUUGUAUGCAGGCCUCUCAGGCUUCCAAUGAUCUUGCCAGAGCAGAAGCAGAAAUAGAAUUGUUGCAGAAACUUCUGAAAGAAAAGCAGGAGCGGCACGAAAUGGAAAAAGUUGAUGCUGAUACUGCCGCUUCACGUUUUCAGAAAGAGGAGAUUGAGAAAUUAAACCAGCUCCUGAAAUGCCAGAAAGCAGAAAUCGACCGGCUACGCAGUGCGUUAGAUGAGGUUGGGGCAGGCAGCAGGGAGGAAAUUGGCAGCAUAUUGGAUGAAAUAGCCGCACUCAAGCACGCCAUAUCUCAUCAGAAUGAUGCCAUCACCAGAAUAAUAAACCCACUCAAAGGGAAAGGACAUUUGUCUUAUAUGCCAUCCUCAUCGCAGGCAUCUACUCCUGCAUCUCAGAGUACCAAAGAUUCUGGCGUUGGCUUGCAGUGUCCUACAUCAACCCCAAUCCAUAAAGGCCCUGCGGAUAGCAAGCAGAACAAGAAGAAACAUUCAGUCUCCCCUGCUGCAAGAGGAUGCUGGUCACAUACACCGGUCAGAAAUGGCCUGCAAGAAUCUCCCUCUGGUGGAGAAAACCAAGAAGAUGGUGAAGUGAACACUCACGGUGAAUUUUCCUUUGUACCACCUCCUGGCUCAGUCAUUUAUACUCUGCUGCCAGAUGGCGUUCCAGCACCUCAGGGAGCAGUAGUGUAUGGUCCACCUCCUCCUUCUGUACCAGCCAAUGGAGGACAGCUUGCUCCAACUACAGUUCUAUACGGCUCACCUCCGGCUGGAGCUCAGCUUGUUUAUAGCCCUCUUCCUGCUAACUGUUCUGUGCCUCUUGUUCCUGUUGGAGUACUUCAUUGCAACAUACCUGAGCAUCAUAACUUGGAGAAUAAAAUCUUGAGGCUGGAGGACCGUAUAGAUAAGUUAGCGUCCCGGCGACACAAAAGCGAGCAUCCUAGAAGUGCUCAUCGUGAACAUAAUAAAGAGAUGGACGAAUUGCACCUGGGCAUUCAAGACCUGUUGCGUGAAAGAGAAGAGCUGGAGCUCCAAGUAGCUGAACUCCGUAGCAUAGCCCAGAAACGACAUAAACGCAAAGACUUAGUUGAUGGGUGCGUCAGUGACGUCAUUUCAGAGCUGGAGCUAGAGAAACCUCUUCAGCACCAUGGAAACAUCAUGGACGAAAUCGAGUGCAUGGAGAAAACUCUUCUGAAGCGACGGGCAGAACUCAGGGAGGCAGACAGACUCCUUGCUGAAGCUGAACAUGAACUUGAAAGUACUCGAGGAAAAACCAAAGACACUAUUCAGAAAUACAACAGCGCUAAGCAGCAUUUGUCUCGGACUGAGAAAGAAGCCGAGGAGUUAGAACGACGGGCUCAGGAGAUGGCUGUGAGGCUUGUAAAAGCAGAUCAGCAGCUAAGGUCGCUUCAAGCAGGUGCAAAGGACCUAGAACAUCACAAGAUGGAACAACAAGGGAUUCUGAAAGAAAUCAAUAAAGUUGUGUCGGCAAAAGAUUCUGAAUUUCAAUCUUUGAGCCAGAAGAUUGAAAUAUUAACUGAAAGCCUUCAGAAGCUGCAGGUAGAUAUACAAGUUGCAGAAGGUAAUGAAGAUCACCAUCUCCAGAUCCUUAAAGAAGCAGAAAACAUUCUUCAGAGCAAAAAGAGUGAUCUAGAGAGGCUGAAGGAUCGGACUGCAGCUCAACAGGAGGAGCUGCUACUUUUGGACCGGCUGCUUGAUCAAAAGAAGGAAGCACUGCACCGCCUCCAAAACAGCAUUGACCAGAAAAGCGCUGACCUCACAGAAGCUCUCAGGGAUGGUGAGGCUGAGGUGGCUGAAAAAUGGCGACAAAUACAGGAGGUGAAGUCUUUUCUAGAGGACCUGAGUGUUCAGAAAGGAGAACUCAGCGCCCACUUAAAUGAAAAGAGAGCCCAGCUUUCUCUUCUAACGCAAGAUAUCCAAAAAGAGGAAGAGAAACUGCAGGAUGUCCUGGGACUGAUCGUGAAGCAUAAGACAGAACUCAAGCACGUGCUGGAAAUGUUGCAACUUGAAAGCAGUGAACUAGAAGGCUUAAAACUUCAGCAUAACCAAAAACUUCAAGAACUGGAAAAAAUGCACAGUGAGCUCCUGGAGGGGAAACUGGAGUUGGAGGACCUCCAGAGAGCAUCCCAGCAGGAGCAGGGCAAAGUGGAACGUCAGAAGCAGGUUCUUGAGAGGACCCAGCAAGAGGCUGAGCAGCUGAACUCUCAGCUCCGCACUUUGCAAAAGAGCGUCAAGGCACUGAGCGCCGAGAAGCAGCAGCUGGAAGAAAACUGCAACAGCUUGGAGAGGAAAUUGUCACAAACCAAAAGAACCUUGGCUUCUACAGAAGACAGCAAUAAAGCAUCCCUUACCCGCAUAGAAAAGAUGGACUGGGAUGUCCGAAAAUUGCAGCUUGAUGUUGACCAGCUACAAAAACACAAGACGUCUUUGAACGCUGACAUUGCAGACCUACAGAAGCAUCUUCAUGAAAAAAAGGAGGAACUGAAUAUAUUGAAAGCUGAACUGAAUGAUUCCAGGCAUCAUCUUCAGUUAUUGGAACAGGAUAUGAAAAAUGUCUCAAAGCAAAAAGAGGAGCUACUUCAAGAACAGACAGACCUGAAAGAGCGCCUGAGUGAAUAUUCGAGGAAGCACGAGGAAUGCCAGGAAGCACAGAGGCAGAAGGAAAAGCAGCUGCAGAAACUUUGCAGGGAAAUUGAAGAGCAGGAGCAGGAACGGGCCAAACGAGAGAGGAUUCUUCAGCACCUUCGGGACGACGCACAACACGAAGGACAGAAGUUGGAAGAGUGUACAGCUAAACUGAAAGAUCAGAAACAGCUGUUAGAACAAGAGCUGUCAGAGCAGCAGGGCAUUUUGGAGCAAGCAAUUGGCAAAGUUCAAAGGGCAGAAGAGCAGAUCCGGAAGCUUCAAGAGGAGGAAUCCUGUCGCUUAGCCCUUGAAGAAACCAUUAGCAAAACCAGACAUCAGGUCUCUGAAAAACAACUGGAGUUGCAAGAAAAGGUGUCCGAGGUGUUCUCCCUCCAAAGGAAGCUGGAGCUCUCGAAAGCCGAGGAGCGCAUGCUUCAAGAGCAGAUCCAAGCAGAAAGGAAACAGGCAGGAAAGCAAAUCGCAGGCCUGAAGGAAGCCAUCAAGACCCAGAGGAUCCAGCUCGAGAGAGCGCUGCACGAACAGAAAGAGGAAAACCACGGUUUGCAGAAAGAAAUGGCUUCUUUAGAGCAAGUGGCGCAAGACAACCACCAGCGAGCAAAGCGAUUGAUGAGGGACCUCGGCCGGAUCCAAGAGGAAUACAUGCAGCUCAAGUCACAGAUGAAGAGUCAGGAGGAUUUGGAGAAACGGCAAAAAGAAAUGAAGGGCGCUGUGAAAAUGCUCAAACUGGAAGUGAAAGACAAAAUGAGGAGUGGUUUGAAGGAUCUCAGUCAGUCCCCUCCGGAGCUGUUGGAACAUCUGGAGGCUAAUUUUGAAGCAAAGGGAAGCCCUCGAAGGGACUUGGAAAGCCUGAAGGAAAACUAUCCGUUCACAGAUAGUGAACCACGGAUGCUGUGCUUCGAUGAAAAGCUGGACCUGGCCAAAGUCCACAUCACGGAUGAGCAGUGGCGAGGAAAAGCCCGCCGAGAGCAACUCCAGCACCAGGAAGACCGGCUCAAGGCUCGGCUUCGGCAGUGCAUGUCCAAGCAAGUGGAGGUGUUAAUUAAAGGAAAGCAGCAGACGGAGGGCACCCUCCAUAGCCUGAAGAGGCAAGUUGACGUGUUGGACGAACUGGUUAGCAGUACCUCUACGGACUCGCUGUUUCUGUCCUCAAACUCCUCAGGGCUAACAGCCUCUGUGCACGAAGAGUCAACCCUUGCAAAGUACAAGUUUGCCCAAUCCCCUUCCAGAACAGCAGCUGCUAUUUUGCCACAAUCUCAAAUCAACCAUCAGGACAAAGCAUAAUCCCAGAGACACGGUAACAUACACAACUGCAUUGGUAGGGCGAAUGCCCAUAGCCUGAAUUCAAAAGUAUCUGAAGAUUACUACCUCAUUUGCUUACAAGUCCCUAUCUACCUUCUUUGAAACAAUUCAACUGAUCUCAGGUUUAUUCCCUACAUGUAUUUCACUGAAUGCGCUUUUCUGUUGAGAAAGUUGGCAAUACUGGAAGUUACAGCCAUGUGUACUUUUGCUACAAUGCAAGGAUGCCUGGAAUUAUUUAAAUAGCGAUGAAUGCUUAGGGGUUUUUUACAUUCCUUUUUACCAAUGUUUAGUGAAAAUUUGUAUUGGAUUGGGUAAAAUAUUUUCUUAAUAAAAUUUUUAGAAAAGUUUUAAA
Elgaria multicarinata webbii is the source of this 7522-nucleotide messenger RNA. It is a transcript of the gene CNTRL, whose product is annotated as centriolin. The transcript is spliced from 45 exons. Lineage: Eukaryota; Metazoa; Chordata; Lepidosauria; Squamata; Anguidae. The record is from RefSeq and is a predicted model, not a curated record. Gene Ontology annotation, molecular function: protein binding. Bases 79 to 7152 code for a protein of 2357 amino acids.